This is a messenger RNA of Vicia villosa (hairy vetch), 1799 nucleotides long. RefSeq lists its product as uncharacterized. The transcript has 6 exons. Lineage: Eukaryota; Viridiplantae; Streptophyta; Magnoliopsida; Fabales; Fabaceae. Bases 1000 to 1446 code for a protein of 148 amino acids. The record is from RefSeq and is a predicted model, not a curated record.
AAAAAAUAGGUUACUUUUAUGUUACUUAUCCUCAAUUCAUUCUCAAAAUUCUCAUGAAAACCCUAAUCACUCACCUAUAUAACAAGACUACCAAGAUAGUACUCAUCACCCCAUCAGAAACCAAACUCUACAACCACCAGAGAGAUAAACCAAAACUUCACACCAUACCACAAACAACUUUCCUUCAAAACCUUCACAAGCUUUCCUUAUCAGCACAAUAAUAAAUCCAUACGCAUCAGAAUAACACCUUCACAAGUCGCACCAACACAACUCUCAACAAAUUCAUCAAUCAUCACUGCGACUUCCACUUGCUUCACAACAAAAUCAAUAACAACACCACAUCUGCACGAGCCUCAACCGAUUGCAACACUUUCGACCGCAAUCUUCAAUUUAUUGAAUCGAUAAUGCUUUAACUGUAUUGUCCUUUACUUGCUUUCGUAGAAUUCGAAUCGUUGUAUGCUUUAACUGCUUGUGUUUAAACUGGGUGAUGUUAUUUAUAUGGAUCUAUAUUUAAUUAAUAGAAUAAUUAAUCUAACAACUAAUCAUGAUAUUUACACACACUUAUAAUAGAGAAUGAGAGGAAGUGGAAUUGAAAUUAUACUUUCUAUUUCUAAUAACUGAUAUAUUACAAAGCUAGAUUACAUGCCUUUCACACUUAACCUUUAAGCAAGCUUUCCUAGCCAUUAAGAAAAGUAUGGCGGUUAAUCAAGUUGGUCCUAUUGCAUUCUUUCUUAAUGAUUAAGAAUUAGUACACCUCAUGCUAUAUAUAACUUAGUGACUGAGAAAAAAUCUUAAUAGCUACCUAGAGUUUUCUAGUCUCUCUUUCCAACCAAAAAAUCUAGAAUACUCAUUUAAAAUCAUAAUUUAAUUCUAACACUCUCUUUCACACACACUCACUCUCUUCAAUCUUUUCAUUGUUUCAUCCUCUAGUGCUUUAGCAGAUUCCGUUUUGAAUUUAUCACAACUACUUAUCCUCCUCCUUUCUGUAUUAGGUUUACAAUGAAGGGCACAUCUGUGACUGUCAGUAUCAUUUUCUUUCUCCUUAGCAUUACGGUAGUCACGCUACUCACGCUAGUUUUGGUCAAAUAUUAUUCACCAUAUCAACAAAAUGACCUGAAGAUGUAUACUAUCCUUACUGAACCUUAUUUGGAAAAUAAUACUGGUUUGCUGCUUCGAUACAACAAAUUGAUACAUCAAGCUGCUGAUAGUGACUUGGCAUCAAGGCCCAUUCUCACCUUCAACUGGAAUAUUUGGAAUGGAUUUGUCAUAAAUCUAACCAAAAAAGAAGCAAGAAGAAUGAAUGGACUUGAAGGUGUUGUGUGGGUUUUUCCCCGUAAAAAGCCGGAAUUUGUACUCGAUGAUGAGAUUUCGUUGGCUUGGAAAGAGAAUUUAAAUAACAUAUUUUAUGUAAUUUUAAUUAUGCUCUUUUAUGUUAUUAUAGAAUAAAAAUAGCAAUAGAUUUAUAUCAUUUUAAUGGUGGAAAAUGUAUGAUAAUUGCUAGUACACGUUAAUUGGAGGGAUGCCUUGUCUGUAACGGUUUUUGGGUUCACUGAAAUCUUAUUGCUUCCAAAAAAAAAUACAACAACGACAUACACUUCUAAAGUGUGGAACAAAACUAGAAUCUUUAUUGCACGGUAUAAUGGUGUAUUAGCAUAAAGAAGAAAAUACGUCAAAAUAAACUUCUCAAAGUUAAUGCGGCAUACCUUGGAAAAUGCUUAGAGAUAAUAGAUAUUAGUCAGCACAACAGACAGCCAGUGCUCAUAAUAGAUCCAACGUGAAUAUUUGUAACUUGGUGAAUG